Branchiostoma floridae (Florida lancelet) is the source of this 4688-nucleotide messenger RNA. Its product is annotated as transcription cofactor vestigial-like protein 4. Gene Ontology annotation, molecular function: transcription coactivator binding. The transcript has 4 exons. Gene Ontology annotation, biological process: negative regulation of DNA-templated transcription. NCBI's taxonomy places the organism in Eukaryota, Metazoa, Chordata, Leptocardii, Amphioxiformes, Branchiostomatidae. Bases 427 to 1206 code for a protein of 259 amino acids. The record is from RefSeq and is a predicted model, not a curated record.
UGGCCAGAAAUUAGCCAGAAUUUCUGGGAUACUUUCAGGGGCCCCUGCGCGAUCCCGGAGCUACUCUCCGCAUAUCUGGAUCCCCCGCCAGCCAAUGGGAGCUCCUCGGAGUGCAUAAUUCGUGAGACAGGGUCAGGUUUUGGGAGGAAGUCGGUAUUGUGGCUGGAGGGUUAACAUAGCUGGCGGGAUUACAGCAGGGCUGACUGCAGGAAGGACAGGGAGCUUUCAGAGGGCCGAGAUUCCUGGCAUUUUUGGCAUCCUUGCGACCUGGGACCCCCAAACAAAUGGGAGGAAUUCUGUGACAGGUCGCUAGGCCACAGUCCUGGCUGAAACAAUGCCCAGCUUGGAGUAGAGUUGGCUCUGGGAAAGGAUUCUUUUCUGUGCAGCUUGGAAGUUACCUCACUCACUGCGUGCCUUAGUGUUGACAUGGAGUCUUCCAAGUCGGAACCUGCUCUACAGAAUGGGAACUGCGCGUCGCGACCGCCCCCCUCCCCCCAGCACUCUCCCGUCCUGAAGGAGCAACCCUCCAAGGUGGAGCGGCACAGACGGAGCACGGAGAGGCGCGAGCUGUCCCACGUCCUCGGGAUGGACGACGAGCAGAGAGCCAAGGUUGCGACCAUGAAGUGUGCGGGCACACAAACGCAUCUAACGUCAGUAAAAGAGACAGCGAAUCUGACAGACGAGGCCCUAGAAACGAUAAACAACAUGGAAGCCUCAGACAGAGAAAGACUGUUGAUGUCCAUGGCGUCCAAGCCGAUGUUGAUCCCGAUGUCGAGCAUCCACAGCCCCCUGCCCCACCCGCCACAGAGACCGUCGGUCAUCACGUGCGCCCCGGCGUUCAGCCGGGUCUCCCCACCCCCCGCGGGCAACGGGGUCUCCACAACAGUGCAGGGCGCUGCCAGGAGAGAAAUCAUCACCACUGGGGUGGUUGACCCAGUGAUAGAAGAGCACUUCCGCCGCAGCCUGGGGAAAGACUACAAGGUGGAAGAGCCGCCCGUGGAACCGCCCCGCGCCGCCUCCACUCCCCCCGACCCCAACAACGUCUCAAUCACCGGCUCCGUGGACGAUCACUUCGCCAAGGCCCUCGGCGACACGUGGACGAAGAUAAAAGCUCGUAAAGAAUCGGUCAGCAGUAAUAAGUCCACGCCGCCCCCCUCCCCACACCUUCCCGCUAGUCAUUCCAAUCAGCCAUUACUUUCUACAUAGACACUAGAUUCUUUGUUACCUACAUGAGAUGUAGAUAGAGAUAGGAGACCUUUCUACAUAGACACUAGAUUCUUUGUUACCUACAUGAGAUGUAGAUAGAGAUAGGAAGAGUUUGACACACUGGCUAGCUUUGUAUUGUUUUUCUUCACUUGAUUUUCCUGUUGUGUAUUAUUGCUGUCCUUUGCCAGCUGAAAGCUGUUCUGGACAUUCCAACUGUAUAUCCUCUUAGCUGUGCUUGAGGAGGGUCAGAGUGCAAGCCAUUCUAUAUACCCGAGACCUUUUUAUGAAAAAGAGAAAUCCAGUAUUUACUGUGCCCAGCUUGACAAGUAAAGGAAGAUAGCGUAAAAGAUAAAAAAAAGAGAGAAUAUUCAGGAAAGGCUAAUUUUCUUCUUCUAUUAUUAUUAUUAUUAUAACAUUCCUCUAAUUCUAUCUGCUCUGCUGAAUCCCUUAGCUCUGUAAUUACGCUGGACGUAUUCUUCUCCUCAACAUGUACAGCGAGACUGGCUCUGCUAUUUCAAAGUAUGUACAGUUAGCCUAGUAUCCAUACCUGUUUAGCCUUGCCUAUCCAGGACUGGGCAGUGGUUUCCGCCAACCCGCCUAUCCAGUACCUGUCACAUAUACAAUGUGGGACUGGUAUAGGGCCUUGAGGAUAGGGUUGUAUAAUAUAUUCCAGGCUAGUAUAUGAUAGCUUUGCACAAGAGCUUGCAAUCAUAUUUCUUUUGCACAAUAUAAUUUCCAAUUGAGGAACGCUAGGCUUUAUUCGUACACUGGACUUAGAUUUUACUUGAAUGUCUAACUUUUUUAUUUCUCUUCACAAAACAGUCUUACACAUUCGUAUAUAUAGCUUUUGGACUUUGCAGCAGUGCUCCUUGCAGAUUGUGUCCGAACUGCAGCCAAUUGUAAUUACUGUAAGAUUCUCUUGGAAAUUAUGUUAACAGAUGUGUGUACGAUUAUGGUAUAUAUGUUUGUGUAUACACCAGUGUAUAGGCACUUCAGAUUAUACUUGGAACUGCACAGAUCUGUGUAUACAGAAUUGCUACAAAUGGAUAAUAUACCAAUAUCAAUAUUUGUGUAAAAAAAAAAUAGAAAAGCUAUUUUUGUAGAUUGCAAUGUUCCUGUUUGCAUUCCAGUUGGCUGUGGUAACAUGUAGUACCUGAAUGUUUCAUUUCCUCGGAGGAACAGAGGCCAUACAUGUAUACGAUAGUUUUCAACAUUACCAUAGAGUGCCUCAAACUGCAUGCUAGUGGCCAGAUUGACAAAACGUUCGAUUUAUAUGUGCAUCACCUUUUGAGGGUUAAAUACCGCAGUUAGGACAAAACAUUUACACAGACAAGACUAGCAUUUGUAUUUUUUUUGUGGGGACUACAAGUGAAAACAAGACUGCCAAGCCUAGCAAGCAUUGUGAAAGAUGUCAUACAUACAUGAUGUACAUACAACCAGAAUUUCACAAUCUAACAUCUUUAUGUACUGUACAUGUUAUAAGCUAAAUUGCUCAUGUAGACUUUGGGUUCUGCAAUGUUUAGUUUGACAUACAUAAUGAGUAUGGCAUGUUUUGUACAAAGCUUUAUCUGCAGCCUGGAAAUAUUGAAAAAAAAUUAUUUUUUUUUUUUCCAGCAGUGUUUCUACGUGCCUACCCACAAUACCUAGCUAGAAGCUAGAGUACAUUGGGUGAAGAACAAAAUGCUUCAGAAUCUGUACAGUAGUUGCAUUACCUAAAGGGCUUUUUGUUUCAUUUGAUACGUCUGAAUAAGCCAAGGCAAAAUACAUUCCUGUACCUAGCAUUUCUAACUAUGUCAUUGUAGGAGGGACAGUUUCUAGUUUGUGCAAAAACCUGCAGUGACAAUUGGGUGUUUGCCGUAACUCCCUGCACUUGAUGCCACUGUGAACUGUGUUUAAAAGCACUUGCUGUUAGAAUUUCCCAUGCCAAACACAAGGUUUCCAUGUUUACAUCAUAACUAUGUUUGUGUACUUCAUAUUUUUGUCUACCUAGUUGGUUACCAUAUCAAGUGUUGAUUAAUAACCAAGUCUUGGUGUCAAGCUACUUGUAGAAAAAAUGGCACUGGAAAUAAUUAUUUUUUGUUAUAGGCAACUACAAACAUGGCUUGUAGUUGUAGUCAAGUAGGUGUCACUAAAAGCCAAGACUGAACUGUUUUCUUAGGUUGCUUUGGUACUAAUGGUAAUAAACACUUAUGUGAGACCUCCUUUGGUCCUACCAGAAACACCAGUGAGAGUUCUAAAAUGUUCUUUUUUUUCCACAUAGCUGUUAAAUAUUGAUGCCAAGUGUGUUUGUGUAUGCAAAGCCUAUACUAUCAUCAUAUUGUUGCCGUUUCACGAACACUAAAUGAAAGAAGUAUUAUAUCUAGAAAGAGUUCACUUGUUCCAAUGUUUGAAAAUUGGAAGCAUGUUUUCAUUUAUUAUAUAAGCUUGCUGCAAUGCAUGAAUAAAUUGUACAGAUUAUUUGAAUGCCAACUCCUCAACUGCAUGUGUUACUCAUUUGUGUGCACAUUUACUGUAAUUCAUGGUUUUAGAUGCAUCUAACAUACAUUAGAAAUACACAUCUACACGUUGGUAUUGAUAGCUAACAUAAAGUACUAACAAGCCCUUAUAGAUCAUGUUCAUGUAUAUAAUUUGCCGCCAACAUUACGUAGUAUAAGUAUAGAGACAGAAAAUUUAGUUGUUUUCUUAAUGCUAGCUAGACCGUUCCUUAGUCUAACAACUCGCUCAUACGUUAAGACAUUUGUCGCAGUUUUGCGUAUUUAAAGUAACAAUCACUAACCAUGACAAUCACAUUUUACUAAUCCUUAAAGUAGUACAUGUACAAGCAAUAUAUAUAUAUAUAUAACAUCCUUGAUACAUACAAUCACUGCCUUUCUCACAAAAGUAUCAGUGUUGAGCUCUGCUUUUGAAACUGGAAGUAGUAAGCAAUGUGCUUCUGGAAUGGUUUCUUUACUACAAUUAAGUACAUUUACUUUUCUGUACAUUUGUUCUAUUUUUCUGUUUUUUUGCCUUCAAGUUUUCAAUCAUUUGUUUUACAUGUAGCAAGUCCCCAUUUCCAUUUAAUUACUCUUGCCCACUGGUAUGGUGCAGAAGAAAUAUGUCAAGGGACUUACUUUUGACAGAAACUCUCGUAUAAUUUAGCUUUUAUGUUUACUAACCAAAUGUAUCUCUUUAUAUAAAUGUAUAUAUACAUAUCUAAAACCAGUUACGAUUCCAACCCUAGUUGAGCACUGUAGAACUGUACCUAGAUUGGAUUGUAAUAACCAGGAUAAAGUAAUCUAAGUAAAGAAUGUGUGCUCUAAGCUAUCACACUGUUGAACAGUGUUAAGCUCUUGGUAAAUGUUAUGGAAUACCCGUUCUUUCUAUUUCUCUAGACAAUAGCAGGCUAUGUAUCAUACUAUACUAUCUUGUACAUUCCUUUCUUUCCUAUCAUUGAUGACAAGAUCUGUGAUUUUGAUGUUGUCUUUUUUCCAUUACUCUUUGUU